Messenger RNA from Melanotaenia boesemani (Boeseman's rainbowfish), 1921 nucleotides. RefSeq names its product G protein-coupled receptor 143 (gene gpr143). NCBI's taxonomy places the organism in Eukaryota, Metazoa, Chordata, Actinopteri, Atheriniformes, Melanotaeniidae. Gene Ontology annotation, molecular function: L-DOPA binding; dopamine binding; L-tyrosine binding. The record is from RefSeq and is a predicted model, not a curated record. Bases 262 to 1512 code for a protein of 416 amino acids. Gene Ontology annotation, biological process: G protein-coupled receptor signaling pathway; regulation of calcium-mediated signaling; melanosome organization. The transcript is spliced from 9 exons. Gene Ontology annotation, cellular component: melanosome membrane; plasma membrane.
ACUAUUAGCUAACCAAAACUAAAACUAUAAAGGUCCACAGCAGCUUACCACCUCUUCCACACAACAGCCCUUUUGUCGGUUUCUUGUAUUGUGUGGUUAAGCUACAACUUCAGGGAUUAAAUGGGAGCACAUGAUGAUUCAACCCCGUGAUUUGUCAGAGAGCUGGCUCAUUGACUCAGACAUUUCCUCCGAUUUUCUUUUCCCUUUUCUUCUUUCUCUUUUCACCAUACCCCACUCGGCUCUGUCACUCCGCAGUCCGUGAUGGCCUCCCCGCGGCUGGAGACUUUCUGCUGCCCGAACCGAGACGCAGCCACGGAAUUUGUGGUCACCUUCCAACCGGUCCUGUUUGGCGCUCUGAGUCUGGGAAGCGCCUGUCUGAGCUUCAUUUUUGCUGUUUUACAAGUUCUGCCAAAGCGCAAAGGGUACAGGAGGCUCGGACAGUAUCCUCUGCCAAGGCCCGCGUCCUCGUCGCGGAUAUUGUUCAUCAUCAGUAUAUGUGACAUCCUGGGAUGCGCAGGUAUCAUCUUCAGAUCAUCUGUGUGGCUGGGUCUGCCAAGCAUCAUAGACGGCAUCUCAGUGGCCAACAACACAGACGUGUUGCCCGAGGUCUUCUGCAUUGGCAGUGCAAUGUGGAUCCAGUUGUUUUACAGCGCCUCUUUUUGGUGGACCUUUUGUUAUGCUGUCGACGUCUUCCUGGUGGUGAAAACCUCUGCAGGGAUCAGCACCAUUGUCCUCUACCACAUGAUUACAUGGGGUCUGGCUGUGCUGCUGUGUGUUGAAGGAGUGGCCAUGCUCUACUAUCCAUCCAUUUCUGAUUGUGAGCAAGGCCUCCAGCACGCUAUUCCUCACUACGUCACCACAUACGCACCGAUGCUGCUCGUCCUUGUAGCUAAUCCUGCCUUCUUCAGUCGGACCAUAUCUGCAGUGACAUCUUUACUGAAAGGACGACAGGGAAUCUAUACAGAAAAUGAGAGACGGCUGGCCAAUGAGAUAAAAAUACGCUUCUUUAAAAUAAUGUUGGUUUUCUUUCUUUGCUGGGCCCCAAACCUCAUCAAUGACAGCCUCCUCUUCUACUUGGAGAUGCAAACAGACAUCAAUGACAGCAGUUUUAGGGAUAUCAGGAACGCAGCGCUCACCACAUGGUUUAUCAUGGGCAUCCUGAACCCCAUGCAGGCUUUUCUCAACACGCUGGCCUUUCAUGGCUGGACGGGCUUGGAUGUUGACCUCAGCCUGCAGCGGAGCAGGGAGCUGCCCUGGGACUCAGGUUCUACCUCAGUUCCUAACACAGCUGGCCAAAACCCAGUGGUGGGAACAACUCUCCUCUACCAGAGUCAUGUUCAGGAAGCCCAGAAAAGCAUGAUGGGAAAUGGACAGCAUCACUCUGAUGCCAUCAGUGUCCUCUCAGAAGGUUCAGAGUCUAGUACAGUUGAAAUCCACAUUUCCAGCGAGCUACGAGAGUAUGAGGAUGUAGACGCUGACGGAGAGUCCUUGGAAAACUCCGUGAGAAACUAGCUGGGCUCCUCAACAAUCCACCCACCUCCACUUCGCUGCAUUACAUUCUUCUUCUACUUGCUUUUUGUUAGCUUUUUUAUUUUUGUUGAGAUUUUCACUGGCCUUUCUUUUGUGCAAGUCAUUUCAGAUUAUCUAUAGUACCCUGAAGCUGUACGUUACAUCUGAACAGUACCUGACUUAGUUAUUUGCUUUACAUUUACACAACAUACAAAACAUUAUGUCAUCUACGUAGAUGGACCUUUUUGUGUUUUUAAGAAACAUUUCCUCUGGCAUAUUCACUCAAUUAGAUGCACUCAUUUUUUAAAUGCACCCUUGUUUUUAAGCUGUCAAGUUACUACAGAUGCAAUAAGCUAAUAAGUGCAUUUUUGUAAACAAAUGUAUUUCUAACUGUCCAUCUUGUAUUUUUGCA